Messenger RNA from Pseudocercospora fijiensis CIRAD86, 261 nucleotides. RefSeq lists its product as uncharacterized. The transcript has 6 exons. Lineage: Eukaryota; Fungi; Ascomycota; Dothideomycetes; Mycosphaerellales; Mycosphaerellaceae. Bases 1 to 261 code for a protein of 86 amino acids. The record is from RefSeq and is a predicted model, not a curated record.
AUGACUAUCCGCGUAGCCCAGUCCUACGGUAAGUGCUGCGGAGUCCACAAGAUUCGAUACUUUUUGAAAUCUGGAUCCGUGGCUACGAGUGUGAGAGAGACUGCGAGUCGACCUCCUUCCAUUCCCGAGGAAGAAUGGAAACGAAAGCCAAGCCCCCGGGUUGGAAUUUUCUGGAUCGCAGCGUCUAGUCGUUCAGGGAUCAGACCUAGCCAUAAUCCCAGAGCCCUCCACUCUUACUGUCGUCCGCCGCCCGAGUGGUAG